Erinaceus europaeus (western European hedgehog) is the source of this 4152-nucleotide messenger RNA. It is a transcript of the gene SHLD2, whose product is annotated as shieldin complex subunit 2. Gene Ontology annotation, cellular component: site of double-strand break; nucleus. The transcript is spliced from 10 exons. NCBI's taxonomy places the organism in Eukaryota, Metazoa, Chordata, Mammalia, Eulipotyphla, Erinaceidae. The record is from RefSeq and is a predicted model, not a curated record. Gene Ontology annotation, biological process: regulation of double-strand break repair via homologous recombination. The coding region runs from base 93 to 2771 and encodes 892 amino acids.
GUGGGCGGGGCCAGAGCCGGCGCGGACUACCCGGAUCUGCCAGGAAGAGCUGUCACAGGGGACAUAUAUGAAAAGUUUAGAAGCUUUGAUGCAUGAGUAGACAAGAAGUGAUGAAUGAACGAUCUCAAUUUCACAUUUUUUGGGGGGCUCCAAUUGGUCCACUGAAAAUGACAGUAUCACAAGAACGGGAUUCUUUAACAUCUGCUGCUGAUCCCUGGAAAAAAUUUUGUCUCUUAUACAAUCAACAUUCUUCACACAUGAAGGGCGGCAAAUGCAAGCAUAGAAAUCUUGACGACUAUCAGAUCCCAGAGACUGUUGGCCCUGAAGACCUUCUUAGUCACCAUUUUCCAACAAACUCUAAUAAUAGAUCAGUUCAUGUGAAGGAUGACUUUAUAAACUGUCCUUCUGAAACACAGAGUAUAAAAUGCCAGGAGAUUCACCCAUCUGAGAUGAAUGAUACAACUAAUUCUGAUGUGCAAAUGUGUGAAUUUAAGUGCAGAGUUCAACAUUCAGUGGAAGAAGAAAAGUGUCAAACUCUUAUCAGUAGAAAUGAAAAGAUCACACAUGAACAGCAUAAAAAUACAUCAAAUACCUGUGAUAAAAACCUUCAGAAUAAUUCCCUUCUGUUGGAUCAUAAAUGUGCAGUUGCGUUGGAUUUGGGGUAUGAUACUGAACAGACUAACACAAGGUCAAGAGCUGGUGAAACAAAGUGUGUACCAGCAGAACAUCAUGAAAUACAAAAGUUCUUUUCCUCUAACACAGUAGCCAAGUCAAAAUCUGCAGGUACAGUUAGGAAAAUCUCGGAUCUUAAAAUAUCCACAGAUACCGAAUUUCUCAGUAUAAUGACCUCCAGCCAGGUGGCAUUUUUAGCUCAAAGGGAGUAUACAUGUCAGGAUUCUAUAAAUAAAGACACUAUGAACUUGGAGACUGAGCCAAAGAAAAGUCAUGGGGAAGUAAGAAUAACUAAAGACCAUUUUCAGCCUAGUGAUAACUUCACAGGAGGAUGUGAAGAUGGACAAAAUGAAGCACAUUCCCUUGAACUUUUUAGUCCUAUUUAUCCUGAAACAGAAGAUAACCACAUUCACAUAAACUCUGAAAAAGGUCUUGAAAAAAAUAUAAGCUCUGAAGAGCAAUUGCCACCAAAUGAGACAUAUAUUAAAUUGUGUAACUCAGGGCUAUUGUGUUCCCAAUUAAAUACCUUCCAUCAAAGUUCUGUUAAAAGAAGUCACACCUCUGAAGGUCAAUCAGGCCACUCUAAAAUCCUUCACGUAUCUAAAAAAAUUAAGUUGGUUUCUAAUGCAAGAGAAGUAAACCAGAAGAAGGUGUCUAAGUUUAAGGGUAUUACAAAAACAUCAUUAAUAAAAGACUGUGAUUCAAAAAGUCAGAAGUAUAAUUGUUUAGUCAUGGUGUUAUCUCCAUGUCAUGUGAAAGAAGUAAGCAUAAAAUCUGGGCCAAAUGCUGGCUCUAAGGUGCCACUAGCAACAAUUGUAGUAACUGACCAAUCCAAAAUUCAGAAAAAAGUUGUUCUGUGGAGAACUGCAGCAUUUUGGGCGCUCACAGUGUUUCUUGGAGACAUACUACUACUCACAGAUGUUACUGUUCAUGAAGAUCAUUGGGUUGGUGAGACAAAACUGCAGUCAACAUUUACCAGUCAGUUAUUAAAUCUUGGGAGUUGUUCGUCUGUCCAGCCUGAAGAAUAUUCUAAUAUUGUUAGUGAUGUUGUACUUCAAGAUUUACUGGAUUAUGUAUCUGUAAAACAUUUCUAUCUCCAAAAACUUCCCCAGCGGCAGUUUCAGAAAAUGAACAGUAUAGAAUUUGUAGAAUUGGAGAAGCUACAGCCUGACACCUUAGUCAAUGCAGUACUAAGAGUUGUGGAUAUCAGUAUACUGACGGAGGCAAUAUACAAUUAUAGAGGACAAAAGCAAAGGAAAAUUAUGUUAACAGUGGAGCAGGUCCAAGGUCAACAUUAUGUGCUUGUAUUAUGGGGUUUUGGGGCAGCUUGGUUCCCUCAACUUCAAAGGAAAAAAGAUUACAUCUGGGAAUUCAAAUACCUUUAUGUUCAGCGCAAUUGCAUCCUAGAAACCCUGGAAUUGCAUACAACACAUUGGUCAUCCUGUGAGUGCCUGUUUGAUGAUGACAAGAGGUCAAUUGCAUUUAAAGCAAAAUUUCAUAAAAGCACAACCUCCUUAGUGAAGAUGUCAGACUUAGCAACACACCUGGAGGAUAGGUGCUCAGGAGUGAUUCUUUUCCAAGUUCAGAUUUUGGAGCUAGUGUUUCCUGGUCCAGAAGCUUCAAAUAUAGUUCUGAAUGCUCACAGUUCUCUGAAAAGUAUUUACUCUUCUCUUCCCAAUAUCAUAUAUACUGGCUGUGCAAAAUGUGCAUUGGAACUGGAAGUAGAUGAGAACAAGAUCUAUAAACAAUGCUUUAGCUGUUUGCCACUUGAUGCAAAGAAAAUAUACUAUAGGCCAGCUUUAAUGACCAUAGUUGAUGGAAGAGAUAAAAUUUGUAUCCAUGUAGGAUCAAAACUUAUAGAGAAGAUCCUUCUCAACAUCCCUCCUGACUGGCUCAAUAGAGUUAUAGACCAUCCCUCAGGAAUCACCUACGGCCUGGUCGCGGCAGACUUGUUUCACUCCUUACUGGCUGGUAGCGGAACACCUUGCAUGGUGAAGGUACAGAGCCUCUUUGUGUUAGAUGAAAACAGCUACCCACUACAACAAGAUUUUUCUCUACUGGAUUUUUACCCUCAUGGUGUCAUUUCCAAGAGCGCGUGAAGAAACUCCAGGCACUCCAAGGAAGAACUACUGGGACGAUUUGUCUGUAGGCAUCAAUGAAUGACAGGACUUUACUCUGGGUUUUUAUAUCAGUAUGUUUUGUAAUGAGACUUUUGCUAAAUAUAUUUUUAAACUUAUUUUUUUUCUUAAAAUGAGGACUUUGUUUAUUUUUGUUUGUUCCUAUUCAUACUUCUAGAGAAAUGAUCUAGAAUGAAUGGUCAUUCUGCUUAGUCCCUGAUGUGUUCCAGUUACUGUUGAUGUUAAGCAUUGGGACGAUAUAGGAAUUGCUUUCUUCUCUACACGCUAUGAAGUUUUAUUUCCCCUUAUCGCUAGCAUAGUAAAUUACCAACAUGGAACGACUUCCAUUAUAACUAUGUAGGGUUAUGGAUUAGUUUGCAUUAGUGUGUUUAGUGACAUUUUAAGAUAAGCAUGCUUUCCCAUUGGGUUGUUGGAAAAGUCAUGACUCCAUUUUGCAUAGAAAAAAAUACAUCAUGAUUUUUCUGACAGCUCAAUACACAGAAUAUUGAAAAUGAAAGAAACAGAAUCCUGUUUCAAUUCAUUAUAAAGGGAGAAGACCCACACUGUCACUGUAAUUCAUUGGUAGAAUUACAAUGCCUUGGUGAAUUUAUUCACCAAUUAACAUUUAGUAGACAGUAUACCAUGUUUGCAUGCCGGAAACUCCAGAGAGCCCAGGUUUGAUCCCUCAUGCCACCAUAUGCCAGAAUUGAGUAGUACUCUCUUCUCUCUCUCAUGGAAAAGAACACUAAAUAUUAAAAUGACAAUUAGGUAGUUUAAGAGUAUGAGUCUAAAAAAAAGGGGGGGGGCCGGGUGGUGGCGCACCUGGUUGAACACACGUGUUAUAGUGCCCAAGGACCCAGGUUCGAGCCCCUGGUCCCCACCUUUUCCAAGGGAAAAGCUUCAUGAGUGGUGAAGCAGGGCUGCAGGUGUCUCUCUGUUUCUCUUCUUCUCUGUCAUUUCCUUCUCUCUAGAUUUCUGACUGCCUCUAUCCAAUAAAUGAAAAUAAAGAUAAUUAAAAAAAUUUAAAAAAAGAGUAUGAGUCUAAGUCCAGCCUCCCAUGGCAUUGAAGGAAGUUUUGAUGCUGUGAUUUCUCUCUACGCUCUUCUGCUUCUGUUUCUGUCUCCCUCUCUCUCUGAAAAAGUUAGCCCAGAAGGGAAGAUGUGAUGGUGACCAAAGAGGGUCAAGUGAAAGAAUAUCAGUUAAAUUUAUAAAAAUAAAUAAAGUAAAAAAAAAGAAGGUAAAAAAAAAGACACCAGCUGAUCUAGGGUGUGAGUGGAGUCCCGGUUGCAAGAUUGUGGAAAAGGACCUCAGAUGGAGGUGAGGGUGUUUUGUAGACACCGAUCAUAGGGAAUUGAGAGAUUGU